CGCGGAUUAUGAAGUACUCUAUGUCAACCUAUUUGCAUCAAUUCUUCGUUUCCUCUGUUCUUCACUCUCUGGAGAUCAGCUUUUCUCAACUCCCAAAAACAUCCAUUUGAUUCCUGAUCUGUCCUCGAUCGGCGUUGUUAAGAAAUUACACCGGAGUCCCAAAGUAUAUGUAGUACGCUGCAGGGCACCAACAGUACCGUACGUCCGUCGUCGGAGUUUUCCCGGACGAAGAUCCAGGAGAUAAUCUGAGAAUUGGGUUUGAUUAAUUGCUGCAGAAAAAUAAAAUGGCUGGCGCCAAUGCCACAGUUACAAGUACGUGUCCAGCUGCCAUGAAGGCAACAUCUAACGGGGUGUUCCAGGGAGAUAAUCCUCUUGAUUUUGCACUCCCUCUUGCCAUCUUGCAGAUAUGUAUUGUAGUUGUACUCACGCGUGUUCUGGCUUUUCUUUUAAGGCCAUUGAGACAGCCUCGCGUCAUUGCUGAGAUUGUUGGUGGAAUAUUACUUGGCCCGUCCGCGCUAGGUCGAAACAAACACUAUCUAAAUGCAAUCUUUCCAUCUAGAAGCCUCACAGUGUUGGAUACUUUAGCCAAUCUGGGUCUCCUCUUCUUUUUAUUCCUUGUAGGCCUAGAGUUAGACCUAAAGUCCCUCCGCCGGACUGGAAAGAAAGCUUUAAGCAUAGCCAUUGCAGGAGUUAGCCUUCCCUUUGCAUUAGGAAUUGGAACCUCAUUUGUCUUCCGAGGAACUAUUUCCAAAGGAGUAAAUGAAGCCCCAUUUCUUGUAUUCAUGGGGGUGGCCCUUUCUAUUACUGCAUUUCCUGUCUUGGCCCGUAUUUUGGCUGAACUCAAGCUAUUGACCACUGAUGUUGGCCGAAUGGCCAUGUCUGCUGCAGCAGUCAAUGAUGUGGCAGCAUGGAUUCUACUUGCUCUUGCCAUUGCCCUCUCCGGCACCGGCCGCUCUCCCCUGGUUUCGUUAUGGGUUUUCUUGUGUGGGAGUGGUUUUGUUCUCUGUUGUAUGUUCAUUGUCCCACCAAUCUUUAAUUGGAUGGCGCAGCGUUGCCCUGAGGGCGAGCCUGUGGAAGAGUUGUAUGUAUGUGCUACUUUAGCUGGAGUUUUGGCAGCCGGGUUUGUCACUGAUGCUAUUGGAAUUCAUGCCCUCUUUGGUGCAUUUGUGGUUGGAGUAAUGGUUCCAAAGGAAGGGCCAUUUGCAGGUGCUCUUGUGGAAAAAGUUGAGGAUCUUGUAACUGGUCUUCUCCUUCCUUUGUACUUUGUCUCAAGCGGAUUGAAAACCAAUGUAGCAUCGAUUCGAGGGCUACAAUCCUGGGGUCUUCUUGUAUUAGUCAUUUGUACAGCCUGUUUUGGGAAGAUUCUUGGUACUGUUGCAGUCUCCCUCUUCUUGAGAGUACCUAUUCCGGAGGCUCUGGCUCUGGGUUUCCUAAUGAAUACCAAAGGUUUGGUGGAACUCAUUGUCCUCAACAUUGGCAAAGACAGAAAGGUAUUGAAUGAGGAAACAUUUGCCAUCAUGGUUCUUAUGGCUAUCUUCACAACCUUCAUUACAACACCUCUAGUUAUGGCAGUAUAUAAGCCAGCUAAGAGAAUGAGUAAAGCCAUUUACAAGCACAGAACAAUCGAGGGAAAUGAUCCAAACACACAACUUCGGAUUUUAGCCUGUUUCCACAGCACAAGAAACAUACCAUCGAUUAUUAAUCUCAUUGAGGCUUCACGUGGGACAGAGAAGAAGGGAGGACUCUGUGUCUAUGCAUUGCACCUCAUGGAGCUAACCGAGAGGCCGUCUGCGAUAUUGAUGGUUCACAAGGCAAGAAAAAACGGCUUACCCUUUUGGAAUAAGAGCCGUCAAUCAGGUUCCAAUCAAGUUGUUGUUGCUUUUGAGGCCUUCCAGCAGCUAAGCCGAGUGUCCAUUCGCCCAAUGACAGCAAUUUCUCCAGUGAAUAAUAUUUACGAGGAUAUAUGCACGAGUGCUGAGAGGAAAAGGGCAGAGAUCAUAAUUCUCCCAUUCCACAAGCACCAGAGGUUCGAUGGAGCACUGGAGACAACUCGAACCGAGUUCCGUUCGGUCAACAGGAAGGUUCUCGAGCAUGCACCAUGCUCUGUCGGGAUCUUUGUGGACCGUGGACUUGGUGGAAGCACCCAGGUUUCUGCAAGCAAUGUUUCCCUAACCUUAACUGUUCUAUUCUUUGGCGGCUGUGAUGAUCGUGAAGCCGUUGCUUACGGGGCUCGAAUGGCAGAGCAUCCUGGUAAUAGUUUGACAGUCAUUCACUUCUUAGCAUGUCCUGAGAUUGCAGGGGAAAUUGUUGAAGUUGAUGUUGGUGAUGGUGAUGGUGAAGGCUCCAAAACUUCAUCAGGAACAGGAGAUGAAAAGUUUCUUGCUGAAUUCAAGCAGAAGAUUUUGAAUAACAACUCAAUCAAAUUUGAAGAGAGGUUUGUAAGGGACGCUGCAGAAACUAUCGAUGCGGUUAGGGAGGUCGGUCGAUGCAGUCUGUUUUUGGUUGGUCGGGUGCCUGAGGGUCAAGUAGCUGCAUCUUUGAAUGUUAAGAGUGACUGCUCUGAACUGGGGCCAGUAGGCAGCAUUUUGACUUCCCCGGAUUUCUCAACUUCAGCUUCUGUGCUGGUGGUGCAACAGUAUCAUAGCCAGAGAGUUCUUACUCCAUUGUCUUCGAGGAGGGUGUUGCCUCAGGAAGUUUCUGCUGUGUAGCCUGAGGAAGAUUUAGAAUCCAAGUGAUUGGCUCUCUUUAUCCAAAUAAUGAGUUGUCUGUAUAGCAAACAAAUAGUGAUGAAAAUUUUAUUUUGAUUUCUUUUUAUACUUGUAUGAUGAUAGUUGUUGACCAAAAGGUUAUCAGAUAUUAAAUUGUCACAGAUUACACUUU
This is a messenger RNA of Alnus glutinosa, 2880 nucleotides long. Its product is annotated as cation/H(+) antiporter 18-like. Gene Ontology annotation, biological process: proton transmembrane transport; regulation of pH. The coding region runs from base 285 to 2708 and encodes 807 amino acids. Gene Ontology annotation, cellular component: endomembrane system; membrane. The record is from RefSeq and is a predicted model, not a curated record. Lineage: Eukaryota; Viridiplantae; Streptophyta; Magnoliopsida; Fagales; Betulaceae. The transcript is spliced from 4 exons. Gene Ontology annotation, molecular function: antiporter activity.